Pieris napi is the source of this 1352-nucleotide messenger RNA. Its product is annotated as alaserpin-like. The transcript is spliced from 9 exons. The coding region runs from base 119 to 1297 and encodes 392 amino acids. NCBI's taxonomy places the organism in Eukaryota, Metazoa, Arthropoda, Insecta, Lepidoptera, Pieridae. Gene Ontology annotation, molecular function: serine-type endopeptidase inhibitor activity. The record is from RefSeq and is a predicted model, not a curated record.
CGCCAGAUGUGGACGCACCCUAUGAAUUAUUAUCAAGCAUUGACAUAUAUUUAAAGAGAGUAAACCUUUGUACAACAGGUUAGAGUGUGGCCGGAAAGAGGACGGAUCGACUGGCAUUAUGAAGCUCGCUUUAUUUUAUUUGUUUUCUGUGGCCGCCGUCACAAUCGCCGUGAAUGUGCCGACAGACCUCAAAAGCGGUAAUGAUGCGUUUACAUCGAGAAUGUUUUAUGAAAUAGUGAAGUAUAAUCCACAACAGAGUGUAGUGCUGUCAGGAUACUCUGUACUGACCCCAUUGGCCCAGCUCGCCUUGGCCUCUGAGGGUGAAUCGCACCACCAACUUUUGAAGGCCAUUGGCAUGCCCAACGAUAAUGCGAUAAUAGCUGCGUUUUCAGAGGCCAAAAGAAACUUAAAAACCAUAAAUGGAGUGGAACUUAAAACAGCAAGUAAAAUAUACGUCACGUCCAAAUCUGAAGUAUAUGAAAACUUUGCAACGACCAUCCGUGACGUGUUUGAUUCCGAAUUCAAAAAUGUAGACUUUACUCAAGCACAGAAAACCGCUAACGAAAUCAACGCUUGGGUUGAAGAACAAACGAAUAAAAAAAUUAAAGAUCUCGUUAACCCGUAUUCCUUGAAUGCCAAUACUCAUGCUGUUCUUGUCAACGCUAUCUACUUUAAGGGUCUCUGGCAGAAGCCGUUCAACCAUGGCAAUACAUACGACCAGGUGUUCCAUAUUACUAAAGAGAGAUCAGUAACAGUUCCGAUGAUGUACCAAAAAUCUUAUUUCAAUUACGUGGAGGUUCCAGAAUUAGACGCUAAGGUCCUCCAAAUGUUCUAUGAAGGUCGUGAAGCAUCCAUGAUACUGGUGCUCCCCAAUGAAAUCGAUGGAAUAAUCCAGCUAGCGGAGAAAUUACGAGACCCAUCAGCAGUCGACAGAGCCAUUUAUAACAUGUACUAUAGACAAGUCCAUGUCACAAUUCCUAAGUUCAAAAUUGAAACUACAACAAAUCUGAGACUUGUUUUAUCAAAUAUGAACGUUACGAAACUAUUUGUACCCGGACAAGCCCGUUUAAGUAAAAUGCUAAUGGAAUGGGAUGACUUAUUUAUAACUGAUGCCAUACAGAAGGCUUUCAUUGAAGUCAAUGAGGAUGGCGCAGAAGCUGCAGCAGCCAACGAAUUUGAUGGUAUGACAGCCAGUCUUGACUCACAACCGCCGGUUACAUUCUUUGCUAAUAGACCAUUUUACUUUGAAAUAAGGGUAAACGAUAUACCCAUUUUUAACGGUGUUAAAGCUGAAUAAUAUUGAACUUGACUUGUAAAAGGUGACAUGUAUUUAAUAAAGUGUUAUUCGAAAA